Trypanosoma theileri is the source of this 891-nucleotide messenger RNA. RefSeq lists its product as uncharacterized. The record is from RefSeq and is a predicted model, not a curated record. NCBI's taxonomy places the organism in Eukaryota, Euglenozoa, Kinetoplastea, Trypanosomatida, Trypanosomatidae. The coding region runs from base 1 to 891 and encodes 296 amino acids. The transcript has a single exon.
AUGAUGAUGAACCGUGUGAUGUGUUUGUUGGCCGUUGUGCUGUGCUGCGCCUGCGGGUCUACUCUGACUAUUGGAGUGGCAGCCGAUAGUUAUGAUGAAUGGAAGGAUUUUCUUAAAACAACAUCCUAUGAAGACAAGUGUAAAGGUAAAGAUAAUGGUUCUUUUAAUGAAAUAAGUUGUGAGAAUUGGAAUAAAAAUAAGAAUAUUGAUCAUAUAAAUUACAGCCUUCCUAAUUCGACAAAUCCUGAAAUGGCGGAUGUUCCUGAAUCUCAUCAACCUGUCAAAGAAUUGCGUGAAGAACAUGAUGAAACAAGUGCCGAAGAAGGUUCUCUGCAUCAGAGCACCUCACAAACCACGUCUACAGGCACCGUUUCAAGACAUCAAGCGACUGAGAGUGGACCAGCAGUGACACACCCCAUUGAGUCUGCGAGUGGUGAAGCACAACCUGGUAGGAAUGCAGAACGUGCGCCAUUAGCAUCAAGUACAUCUGCACAACCUCCUUCUUCCCCUACUGUUCCUGAAGAAAGCAGCACAAUUUCAUCAUCAUCCCCUAAAGAGAAUACAGGUAGCAGUACUUCUGGCACAGACGCAGCUGAUAACAGUGCACACGGUGAUGGUAAUCUUACCACGCAAUCUCCUGCAAAUGUUGAUGUGACUACCGCAUCAGACGCAGAAGAAACCAAUCCCACUACUCCGCCGAUCAUCGAGAACACUACCACAGAAGCACCAACGACCACAACAUCAUCUCCUGUACCCAACGCAGAGAUCAGCAGCAUUGCUUCCGCAGUGCAGAGCAAGGCUAAUGUUGACAGCAGUAUCAGUCCUGUGUGGAUGCGCACUGCAGCACCGCUACUGAUUGUGGCUGUGUUGUUCUCCGCUACUGUGUACUAA